Molecule: messenger RNA, 2375 nt
Organism: Periconia digitata
Lineage: Eukaryota; Fungi; Ascomycota; Dothideomycetes; Pleosporales; Periconiaceae
Source: the annotation of a GenBank genome assembly
AGUACAUAUCCCGGACCACACUAUAAACGUUGUAUACUGCCGUGCGCAACUUGAAGCAUUUCCAGGGAGCAAAUUGUGUGGACUAAAUGGCAUCUCAAUUCGGAUUUGCCGGCCAUAUAUAGGGCAAUUUCGACGAUUGGGGUCGACCACUCAUUGUAACUUCUCCACUCAUGUGCUCCACAUGCUCCACACGAUCCUUCAUCAACCAUAUACCAAAAUGUGGUGGCCACAGAUUGGACUGGACGACUUUCGAGGGGGAUCUGGCAUGGCCGGUGACAUGUUAUGGCGCCGAUGCUCAAACCAGGAUAUCAGUGCAUAAAGAGACCUCCACCCAGGGAUUGGAAGUGACAAGAUUGACUCGAUUGCCCGGUUCGUUGUCUUCAUAACCAUUCAUGAUGCCAUCUCUCAAGUUACUUGGCAGUGCCGCUGCACUGGCUGGUUAUGCCCUUGCACAAGGUGAGGUUGAAUCUAAAGUUGUGUGCGAUGCGGCAACAAAGAUCUGUUAUUCCUCGUAUACCCACACGGAGACUGGCAUUACAUAUGGAGUCGCCCUUCCAAAGAACGCCACCGAUCCCUACGAUGCAAUCAUCAAGAUCACUGCACCAGUAACUAGCCAAUGGGUCGGCUUUGCAUGGGGUGGCCAAAUGGUGUGGGACCCUCUCACUGUCGCAUGGCCCAAUGGGUCUUCUGGGGUUGCAUCAGCCCGCUGGGCUUUUUCCACCGGGAUGCCACUAGGAUACGAUGGCGCCGAGCAUUUCCUACUCAAGGGGACCGGCUCUAACAGCACGCACUGGACAAUCAAUGCUCUCUGCAAAGGCUGCACUGGAUGGCAAUCCAACGAAGACGAACGUUACGCCCUGAAUGCGACCGGCACCACGCAAUUCGCAUGGGCAUACGGAACCACGGCCGUCUCCACUCCCCAAAGCAACGACUCCUCGUUCAGCGUGCACAGUGCCGUCGGUCACUGGACUCAUGAUCUGAAUGCCGCUCGCAUAGAUGACUUUGACUCGUUGGUGAAGACCAAUCUGCUGACUGCCCCGCCCGUAGUGACGAGUGCCCCUACCACGGUGCCUACCACUGUCGUAACAAGCACCAAAACAUCCUCGACAUCGGCCGCCAUCAAAGCCACCAUUCCAGCUUCGUGCUCCGGUGCCGGAAAUCCGGUUUUCCAGGGCAAGCUGGCAACUGGAUGGAAGGCUACCAAGAUCCUAGGCGGCCUCCGGAGCCCUCGUAGCAUCCAGUUCGACACUGCCGGCAACAUGCUCGUGGUCCAGUCUGGCCUGGGUAUCACAUACCACGCUAUGGGAGCCGAUGGAUGCAUCACGUCGUCCAAGACGCUCAUCUCUCUGAACAGUCUCAACCACGGCAUCGCCCUCAGCCCGGACGGUAAGACGCUCUAUGCGAGCUCCAUGACGCAGGCCUACUCAUGGCCAUACGAUGCCACCGCUGGCACCGUGGGAACCCGUGCAACUAUCAUGACGGGUAUGGUUAACGGAGGGUCUCACCUCACCCGCACCCUUGCGAUUCGUCCCGACCAGCCUAACCUGCUCGUCGUGUCUCACGGGUCCAACUCGAACAUUGACGCGGCUACUUCGAACCCUUCCACUGGCCGUGCCAUUAUCAAGGUUUUUGAUCUGACUAAAGUCCCUAGCGGAGGCUACAAGUAUGCGAGUGAUGGAUACACAGCUGGCUAUGGACAGCGCAAUGAAGUGGGCAUGUGUUUUGACAAUAACAACAUGCUCUGGGGCGUAGAAAACAGCGGCGACGACUUCCGCCGCACCGUAAACGGCCAAUCAACCGACGUCCACCAAAACAACCCGGGCGAGAAAAUCCACUACAUGGGGGACAUAACGACGCCCAACACAAACUGGUACGGGUACCCAUCCUGCUUCACAGUAUGGCAGCCGUCGGACUUCCGGGACAAAACCUUCAAAGUCGGCGACUGGUUCGUGCAAGCGCCCAACACAACCUUCAACGACGAUACGUGCGCGCAGAAAGCCGUCGCCCCCGCGCUGACGCUGUUCCCGCACUCGGCGCCCAUUGACUGCAAAUUCGAUCCAGAUAACGCGAAUAUGUUUGUGAGUUUCCAUGGCAGUUGGAAUAGGCAGCCUACCACGGGGUUUAAGCUCGUUGCGGUGCCGUUUCAGAAAAGCAGCGUCGAUGGCAAGUAUGCGCCUGUCGAUCCUAUUACGAGUACCACGGGCGCCAAGGAUAUCUUUUGGAACCCGGAUGUGACGAAGUGUGCGGGGAAUGGACCGGGGAUGAGUUCCGGGUGCUUUAGGCCCGCUGGGUUGGCGUAUGAUAAGGCGGGGAGGUUGUUCAUGACCAGUGAUACUUCUUCGAAUGGGGAGGUUUGGAUUUUGGGGCAGGGUUAG